Molecule: messenger RNA, 3307 nt
Organism: Salvia hispanica
Lineage: Eukaryota; Viridiplantae; Streptophyta; Magnoliopsida; Lamiales; Lamiaceae
Product: mannosyl-oligosaccharide glucosidase GCS1-like
Biological process (GO): protein N-linked glycosylation; oligosaccharide metabolic process
Cellular component (GO): endoplasmic reticulum membrane
Molecular function (GO): Glc3Man9GlcNAc2 oligosaccharide glucosidase activity
Source: RefSeq, a predicted model, not a curated record
GAGAGAAGAAACUGAAGAAGCCGCCUGCGUCCGUCAUCAUUCUCACUCUGUUGGAAAAAGAAAAUAAUAGAAUUCCCAAUUGUUGAUACAGUCAUCGCCGUCGUCGAGCUCCUCACAAUGCCGCCUUUGUUCUCGCUUGCGGUUGUUGCUUCUGCAGUUUCUUAUUAAACGUUUAUCUCCUCACCGGUUUCCAUUUUCUAUAUAAAUAUUGCUAUUUCGGAAUUGACUAUCUUUGAAUUUUGAAUUUUGGAUUCCAAUUUCUGUGUUUGGUUUGGAGCUAUAAAUCGUUUUCUCUAGGUUCGAUUUCAUCAUAAAUACUAGUAGUAAAUUAUUUGAUUUGACAAAACAUUUCAUAGCUAUUAUUCUCACAUCUUAGUCAAGCUAGGUAGUAGGAAUAGUUGAUCAAACGGAUUUCCAAUCGAUCGGAAUCAUUGGCCGGCCAUGGCCGGGGUUUCGCGGCGAAACACUCGAGAUAAAGCAACCUCCGCUGGCAAAUCGCCGAACCUCCACAACACCAACACCAGAACCCGAAAGUCCGCCGCCGGAGGCCGCCGCGGUUUCACUCGGAUCGUCACUUCCACCUUCGCGAUUUUGUUGUCGAUUGGAAUUGUUCUCAUCACUAUCGGAUUUUUUAUGAAGAAUUAUUUCAUAAACCCUGCUAAGGAGACUGUAAAACCCAGGGUCGUCACGCCGUUAUCCGCUCCAAAGCUCAUGGAUCUUCCUAUGUUUCAAGGGGAGCACAAGGAGAGUUUGUAUUGGGGAACAUACAGGCCUCAUGUUUAUUUUGGAAUUCGUGCGCGGACUCCUCAGUCUCUGCUGGCGGGUCUGAUGUGGCUUGGUGUUAAGGAUGGGAGAUAUGUGAUGCGGCAUGUGUGCCAGGACUCAGAUGAGCUAGCGACAUAUGGUUGGACGCACCAUAAUGGACGGGAUUAUGGUCGUCAAGUAUUGGUUGACCAAAAAUUGGUGUUGACAACGAAUUUCCUGAAAUCAAGGGAGGAAGAGAGUGGUUAUGGUGGGGACUGGGCAGUUCGAAUUGAAGCACAAAGUGAAGUGGCAAUAUUUUUACCUUUGCACGAUUUCACUGCUUUAAAUUUGUUGAUACCCUGCCGACACUCCUUACGCGAAGAGUCAUUUACUACGUUUUUGUCAUCUGCUGUCAUGACGUUUGGAUUCUUCUAUAGACUUAAUGAGGAAAUGGAAGAAAUUGUGCACCUUUUCUUUUAUGUGGCUGAUGAAGAGGGAACUGCUCUAGGUCUGGGUAAGGGUGCCUCAGACGAUCCUGAUGACUUCCUUCUGGCAUUUGGUUCAAUGACUGAUGUUGGUAACUGGGAACUUCAUCUGGAAUCAAAGGAGAACUUUGAGUUCCAUUAUGCUGGUUUCAAGACACAUAACAUUCACAAUUUAUCUGAGCUUGUCCAAACCAAUCUUGCAAUCCAGGCUCGGACAAUCGGCCGACUUCAACUCUCGGAUACAUCUGAUCAUGCUUCAAAUAUUCUAGUUUUCCAGGUUUCUGCAAUAAUUCCUUUCAAAGUGGAUAUUGCUUUUGUGACAAAAUUGAGUGGUUCUACUUCAAGAUUAAAAGAACGUAUCAGAAGUCUUAUAGGCGACUCUUUAUCCAGUAAUCUCAAGCAUAAACAGGAGCAAUUUGACAACAAAUUCCAGAGCUGUUUUGACAUGUCCAAUGAGAUCAACCCUGAAGCCAUAACAGUGGCCAAAGCAGCACUAGGGAAUUUGCUGGGCGGGGUUGGCUACUUUUAUGGCCAAUCAAAAAUUUCACUUCCACCUUCCUCUAAACUUGUCCCCGGUGAUAAUUAUAUUUCCUAUUGGCCAGCUGAGCUAUACACAGCAGUUCCAAGUCGUCCCUUCUUUCCCAGGGGUUUUUUGUGGGAUGAAGGUUUUCAUCAGCUACUAAUAUGGCGAUGGGAUGCUAAUAUUUCUCUGGAUAUCAUCGGACAUUGGCUAGACCUGAUGAAUGCUGAUGGAUGGAUUCCACGUGAGCAGAUUUUAGGUGCUGAAGCUUUAAGUAAGGUACCAUCGGAGUUCGUGCUUCAGCAUCCGACAAAUGGAAACCCACCGACAUUAUUCUUGGUUCUACGAGAGUUUGUUUGUAGCAUUAAGAAAGACAAGUUUAGUGCCUCACAAAUCAACGACAUCUCCACCUUCUUGCGGCGAGCAUUUGUGCGUCUCGAUGCAUGGUAUAAGUGGUUUAACACUACUCAAUCAGGAAAAGAUGUUGGGACCUACUUUUGGCAUGGGAGAGACAAUGUGACCACACGGGAACUGAAUCCAAAGUCACUGUCUUCUGGAUUGGAUGAUUAUCCACGCGCAUCACACCCCAGCGAAGAUGAAAGGCAUGUGGACCUUAGAUGUUGGAUGCAUCUUGCCGCUGAUUGUAUGAGUUCCAUUUCAGAAUUUCUCGAGGAUAGUCACAUCGGAAAGGAGUAUAGCUUAACGGCGAAGUUGCUCUCAGAUUUUGACCUUUUAAAUCAGAUACAUCUUGACAAUACCAGUGGAGUUUAUUCUGAUUAUGGAAAUCAUACAGAGAAGGUUCGUCUAAGUUGGCAGAUGGUGGAAUCAGCUGGUGGUUAUCCCUCACGUGAACUUUUACGAGAAGUGCUGGAGAAACCCGUGCUAAGACUGGUCCCUCAUAUUGGCUAUGUCAGCCUUUUCCCCUUUAUGAGUAGACUUAUACCAGCUGAUUCAUGGAUAUUAGAGAAACAACUUGAUCUAAUCUCAGACACAAGUACUCUGUGGACUAAGUUCGGACUCAGAUCACUGUCCAAAACAAGCUCAAUAUACGUGCAACGGAAUACUGAGCACGACCCACCAUAUUGGAGGGGGCCAAUUUGGAUGAAUAUGAACUAUAUGAUUCUCUCAGCACUAAACUAUUAUUCUCAAGUGGAUGGACCGUAUCAAGACCGGGCAAAGAUCAUAUACACCGACUUGAGGAACAACUUGAUACAAAAUGUGGUGAAGAACUAUAAGCAGACCGGCUUUUUGUGGGAGCAGUACGAUCAAAAGAAAGGGAAGGGAAAAGGCGCUCGAUUGUUUACAGGUUGGACAUCACUUAUAGUAUUGAUCAUGGCUGAAUCCUAUAGCGAGAGCUAGGAAAGUCUUAUUCAAAAUGCAACUCAUAUACUUGUUUUCUUUUAACAUAUGGAGUAGUAUUAUAGAAUAUAGAUAUAGUUUUAUCACUUAGAUGAAACUCAACUAGUUAAGUUUGCCAUCUUUAUAGUUGCUAAUGUUAUGUUGCUGAUGUAUAAUUUCUAGUUGGGGUAUUUGUUUAUAAAUUUCUAAACUUUCAUCA